Pecten maximus is the source of this 1137-nucleotide messenger RNA. RefSeq names its product benzoate carboxyl methyltransferase-like. Gene Ontology annotation, molecular function: S-adenosylmethionine-dependent methyltransferase activity. Bases 1 to 1137 code for a protein of 378 amino acids. Gene Ontology annotation, biological process: methylation. The record is from RefSeq and is a predicted model, not a curated record. Lineage: Eukaryota; Metazoa; Mollusca; Bivalvia; Pectinida; Pectinidae. The transcript has 9 exons.
AUGUCAGAAGCUGCGGUAGAAAAGCAACAAAUGGAAGGAAGAGGCAUCUCAAAUUCUAUGGUGUUUGACGGUUUAACAUUGGAAUAUGGUGGAAUGCUUGCAACAAAUGGGCACUCGCUUUACAAAAGUCGUGAUGUUAUCAUGGACUGUUUAGAUAAAAUAUUUGCCGAUUUCGAAGUCACCUCACAACCACUUAUCACAGUUGCUGAUGUUGGCACAUCUGAUGGGUCCACAUCCCUGAAUCUUCUUAAUGAUAUUAUUGACAAGAUUCGAGUGGACAGUGGACAAUGUCGUGAGCUGAUGAUUUACUACACAGACCUACCAGGGAAUAACUUCAACAGGAUGUUCAGUGUCCUACAAGCUGGCCUUCACUUUGGUCCUGAUGUGUUUUACGCUGCGGUCGGACGCACAAUGUUUGAGAAGUGUUUACCGGACAAUUCUACUGACCUGAUCUUCUCAUCGAUUGCUGCCAUGUAUUUAUCGAAAAGACCAUGUCAGCUGAAAGAUGGGUGUUACCCAAGACAGGAAAAUCUGGAAGAAAUGAAAGCAUACCAUGACCAGGCCACCUUGGACUGGAAAACAUUUCUGGUUAUGCGUGGAAGGGAACUUCGUCGAGGAGGAUACUUGGUAGUGCUCAAUAUUGGAAUUACAAAACAAGGGGAAACGACAAUACACCUCAAAGGUGGAUUCGGCACUCUAGGACAUGUGCUGAAAAGAAUGGUAGCGGAUGGCCUUAUUACUGAGGAUGAGUUCCUGGACUGCAACACUCUGUUUGAACUAAACAGGACAGAGGAUGACUACGCAUUGCCAUUCACAGAGAACGACAAAGACUUACUAGAGACUGGUCUGGAGCUGGUAUCCACCCGAUCGUUUGUGAACAAACUAAACCAUCCUUCCUUUGAAGUAGCCGACAAAGAUGAUGCCACUAAAACAGUUUACGCAGACCGUAUUGUUGCUGGGAUCAAGCCCUGGUUAUAUGCCAUUGUCUAUAACGGGCUGUCGGACAGAAGAUCUCAACGAGAAAGAGAAAGUCUGGCCGAAAUAUAUUUUUCGCGGUUAUGGGACUUUGCUUACCAGAAUGACGAUCAAAUACCACAAUUAGCCCUCGUGGAAAUCGUUGCUAAGAAGCACGCAUAA